Molecule: messenger RNA, 2469 nt
Organism: Solanum tuberosum (potato)
Lineage: Eukaryota; Viridiplantae; Streptophyta; Magnoliopsida; Solanales; Solanaceae
Product: protein FRA10AC1
Exons: 2
Coding region: 1232-2077 (281 amino acids)
Biological process (GO): dephosphorylation
Molecular function (GO): phosphatase activity
Source: RefSeq, a predicted model, not a curated record
AUAUAUGAAAGUUUCUUAUGAGUUAGGUGAUUGUUGUUGCUAAAACGGUUGAUGUAUGAUUAACUAAGCAUAAAUCAGUAGCUACAAACUGAUUUGGAGUUCCUAGAGACGAAAUUUAGAAGACCACCAUUGAAGGACUUUGAGAAAAACUUGAAGAAAUCAUGAAAUGGGUAUAACAAUUUUUUGAUAUAAGAAAAGGGAAAGAAUUAAAAAGAAAUGAAUUAAUUAUAUAAUCUCCAAUGAGAGACUGCCACAUGGACUAUUUAAUUCAAUUUUAGUCAUUUUAUAUCUUUUUGUUGAACCCUUACGUGCCUACAAGAGGUGUAUUCACCUUCUUGGACAGGUCAGCGUUUAAGGGUCACAAAAUAUCGAAAAUAAAAUGUUCAGGGGGGUAAUAGGACCCCCGUGAAAUAUAAGUGUGUAGUUGAAAAUUGGUCAAUAGAUUAGGGAGGCAUUUGGCUAUUUUCUCUUUAUUUUUGGAUAUACUAGACCAUAUGCACUAUCCUUGUGGAAGUAAAAGUUGUCAUAUCAUAUUUGUUUUUAUUUUACUCCAUUACUCGACUAAUAUUCAAAUUGUUUCAUCUAUUUCUUCAAAUAAUGAUGUUGCAGAAGUUCUUUUUCAAUUUACUCUAAAUUCAAACUUUAAAUAGUUUUAACCAUAUCAAUUGGCCAUCUGAUAAUCACCACCUCCUGUUAGCAUAUGUAUAGUUGAAGCUCUGUGAAAGAGUGAGAAGUUGCUACUAACUUUGAGAAUCAUGUAUUUUACUAGAUUGGUUAUUUCAAGUAUACUAAUGCAGACUUGAGUGUAUUACGUUGUGUAAGAAUAUUUAAACUAACUAUUUUGGCGCUCUAAAAGGAAAAUGGUUAUAGUGAUACAACGACCACUACCUUUACCAUAAUAAUCAGGUUUUGAGAUCUGUGACUUUGUGCUAAAAUUUGCUUUACACUUCCUUGCAUCCGGUAUGAUUGCAUGAAAGCAGAUGAGCCACACAAUCACUUGUUAAGUGCCUCUGCUGGAAGUUGUGGAUACCUUACCAUACAACAAAACUAUUGAUUUUCUGAGGUUUCUCAUAGAACUCAACCAACUUACGGAUAUCAAGAAACUUGUAAAGCAAAGCGACAUAGAGAAGACCUUGCUUUGCAGUCUUUAAUGUGGAUUAAAUCCUAAACCUUUGACGUCCUCAUUUUUUAAAGAUAUAAACAGGGAGAUUUCACACACCGUUCAGAAAUAAUGGCUUCGUUUGGAUCUCUUAAGCAGGCUAUCUUUGACAGACAAACAAGAAAACAGCAAUACCAAGAUCACAUACGAGGCCUGAAUGCUUAUGAUCGCCACAAGAAAUUCCUCAAUGAUUAUGUUGGAUUUUAUGGAAGAGAGAGAUCCACACAAGAAAAGUUGCCUCUUAGAACAGAUCAGGAUACUCUUAAAGAAGGAUACCGAUUCAUACGAACUGAGGAAGAUGAUAUGAAUCCAUCUUGGGAGCAAAGGCUGGUGAAGCGCUACUAUGACAAGCUAUUCAAAGAAUAUUGUAUAGCUGAUAUGACACACUAUAAGAGUGGCAAGAUUGGUCUGAGAUGGAGGACCGAAAAGGAAGUGACAUCUGGUAAAGGGCAUUUUGUCUGUGGUAACAAACACUGCAAUGAGAGAGAUGGUCUAGCAAGUUACGAGGUGAAUUUUUCAUAUGUUGAAGCAGAAGAAAACAAACAAGCCCUGGUGAAAUUGGUAGCCUGUGAGAGAUGUGCAGAAAAGCUUCUUUAUAAAAAGAGGAAAGAGAAGGAUCAAUCUAAAGAAGACCUGAAAGAUAAGCAUCGAAGGAAAAGGGGAAGAUCUGUGAGUGAUGAUGAACAUAAGGAUGAUAAUUACGAACGAAGGAAAAUGGGAAGAUCUGUAAGUGAUGAUGAAAAUAAGGAUGAUAAUUACAAACCAAGGAAAAAUGAAAGAUCUGUAAGUGAUGAUGAUACUAAGGAUGAUAAUUACGAACGAAGGAAAGGAAGGAGUAGAGGGUCAAAGGGCCCAACUUCAUCUGAUAAUCCGGAUAAUGAGAAUAUGGAUGAGUAUCUGGAGGGAAUGUUUCCUUGACAGGAGGUUACUGAUGUUUUUGUAGAAAUUUUGAAGUUUUCAUUAAAUUUGUUUAGAUUGCAACUAGGUAUUUUUGUUUGGACAAUGGAGAGGAAAUUUGGUUGGAAAAGCUCGAGUAAGGUUGUAUUUUUGAAAGGCUAGACUGGUUAAGAAAUAUAUGAAGGAACGUGGAAACGCUGGAAGUGGGGAGCUCAAGUAUUCUAUUGGGUUGUCUGAUCAUCCAUUUAAAAUCAAGAAGUGUAGCAAGUGAUGUUUCUACUUAGUUUUCAACAGUUUUUUUGCUAAUAAGUAGCUCCUCGGAAUGUAAAUAUAUGAUCCAUGUACACUUAUGUUGGUUAUGAAGUUUACUCCUUUGACCUAAUGGAUGUCUCAUCUUCAAUAUUGUAGAUCAA